CACAUUCACUGCCAGUGAUUAUAUACCCUGUGAUAGAUUACACAGCUGAAUUGGCUCAAAACUCGAAUAUGGAAAAACUGAGAUACGGGCUCGUAAUUUUUUGGUUUAUUUCGAACAUGGAGGGUAAGACAUGUGGGAUGGCUGACCCGGACCAGGAUCUUAGCCAUAAAAAUUCAUCAGCAUUCAACGGUAUAAUUUUUCCAGUCGCAGCAAAUCCUUUUCGGGCAGACUUACUUACAUUUGAAGAAUGCAAUCUUUAUUUAAAAUAUCAACAGGAGCAAUCGAUAUGCAUGGUGGUGUUUGGUUACGAUCCGUGCAAUGUACAUGAUGACAGUCCUAUCAAGGUUAUGCUGAACACGUACUUGGAUGUAUCAUGUAUAUACAUGCCGCAUGCGCUAGUAGCUAAUACCACCAGACAUGUGCGGCAAAUUAGCCCGUAUCGCGCCGUCCUGCUGAAUCUGUUUGAAGGGCAGAUAGAUCAGGAUCCCGUUACCGUUGAUGUAGUCGAACCCAUUCGUAAUCAAACCGCGCACCUCGCUGUUUACGAUUGCCAAUCGCCGAAUGCAACCGCCAAAGUAUACGCACUGGGGAUUUUGCCAAAUGUGUACAGUUUCGCGCUCAAAUAUUGUCCCAACGUGACGAUUCAGAAGAAGCACUUCGACGGAAUGCCGCAGCUACGGCUGAUCACGUUUGAGUUAAUUACAAUUAGCGCGCUGGAGCCGGGCACGUUCACGGAUUUGAUCCAUCUGCGUAGCCUGACACUGGAGAGAGAUUUCAUCGGGGCGUUACUGAAUCAAAAUAGUCCUAAACCUAAACCCGCCUACAGCAGGUUUUCAAACGGCGAUUACCUCCACUAUUUGCACGAUUUGCACUGCGCUUGCUCGUUUGCCUGGUUGCGCAGUUUCCUGAAACAGAAACCGUAUUUGGUAGAAGAAAAGGACCUGGGUGAAGUAUUCAUAAUCGGAAAUUAUUUAUCUCCAAGUGUUAAAAGAAAGGGGAAUGAAACGGAUGUCUUCAGCGUAGACUGUUCCAGAAAAGUAACCCUGGAUAAUAUUUGGACAGGCAGUGAAUUCUCCUACAAAGCAUGUUGCUCUGAUAAGACGUGAUUUAUGUAGGAGAUUCGAUUUUCGCAUUACCAUGAUCUAAAUUUUUGGGAUAUGUCGCAGUUUCUCGCAUUUUGAACGCUUUUACAACGCCGCUUCGCAUUUUGAACAAUCGCAACCUUGCCGUGUGCUAACUCUGUAAAUAUAUUUAUUGCAGCACUCUAAGUCGA
Paramacrobiotus metropolitanus is the source of this 1273-nucleotide messenger RNA. RefSeq lists its product as uncharacterized. NCBI's taxonomy places the organism in Eukaryota, Metazoa, Tardigrada, Eutardigrada, Parachela, Macrobiotidae. The record is from RefSeq and is a predicted model, not a curated record. Bases 69 to 1106 code for a protein of 345 amino acids. The transcript is spliced from 2 exons.